UGGGACGAUCCUGUACGAAUUAUCAGAGGUUUUUAGCGACUCUGUUUGAAGGGGAGGUGUACAACAACGAAGUUAACAGACAGAGCCUACAAAGAACAAGAGGCCGUUCGUAUCUCCCUGAAAAACAUCGUCAAUGGGAUACGUUUGCUUAUGAGAAUGAGUUCAGGGGGCAGCUGCUGAACCAGAGGUGGACACGAGGGGACAGAAUCAGCAGCUGGGAGAACAGGAGGAUCAAGAAAAUUAAAAUGAACCAAGAAGCAGAUGAGAAGCGCACAAGGACUCGCUCGAAAGGCAUCAGAGUUCCUCUUGAGCUUGUUGGACAAGACUACAGCUGCCCAACGCCAGGAUGCGACGGCUUAGGCCAUGUCAGUGGAAAAUACGCACGACACAGAAGUGCACUAGGUUGUCCAUUAGCGAAGAAAAGAAAACUCCAGGAGGCAGAGGAGAAUCAACCAGCUUCCAAAAAGAAGCCCAACCCCCUUAAGCUAGCCAUGGAUGAUGGGUUCAAUGCAGAAAGCGACACAAACAGUGAAACAGAAACGAAAGAUGAGGGUGCAGAGUCAGAAGAGGAGACGGCCGAUAAAGAAGUUGAUGCGAAAGAAAAUACACCAACAUCAGAAGCAAUGACAGUUGAAUGUUCACAAGCUGAUCCAGAAGAGAAGAAGUCACCAGUCAGAGAUGCUUCGAGUCCAAUCGCAGAGAUUGAAAGUGAGAAGGAGCAAGAAAACACAGAAGAUCCAUCAAUUCAACAAAUCACAUUAGACACUGAAGCUGAAGAGGGGCUUCAGGUUGCCACCGAUAUUCAGGCUCGGGAGGAAGAGGUAGAGCAGGAGGCGGAAGAGAUUACAGAAGAGGAAAGAGUGACACUGCAGCUAAAAGAGACUGAUGAGACUGUGCAGACAAUAGAGGAAGAAGAAGAAGAGGAAGAGGAGGAGGAGGGAGAAGAAGAAACGCAAUGUUCCAGCCAGAAGAACAACUUAGAUCACCAAUACUUCAGUGGAGACUUUGGCAAAGUCCAGACCAAAGUGACUGAAGAGACGGAGAGAGACAGUGAAGAUGAUGAAGGAGAUGAAGAGGAGGAAGAACAGACCCAAGUAGCUCCUUCUGACUCCCUGAUCGCCCCUGUCACCACUUCAGCUCAGGAAUUAGAACCACACGUGAGAACCACUCUUGCCGAAGAUGAGGAGGAGGAAGAGGAUGAGGAAGAAGAGAGAGACGAUGCUUCGGAUAAAGACUCGCCCACUGUAGUUAUCGAGUUGGGGUCUGACGGAGACGAAGAGGAGGAAGAGGAGGAGGAAGAUGACGGUGAAGAGGAAGAGCCAGAUGAAGCAGAUGAUGAGGACUUGGACAGCAUGUCACUGAGGUCAGAGGUAACAGAUGACUCCGAGACGUACGACAUGACACGGGGUAACCUCGGACUGCUGGAACAGGCCAUUGCACUGAAAGCUGAGCAGAUAGAUCGCAGCUCAGAGGAGAGCUGCUCUCCUGGGCAGCAACUGUACCACAGCCCGGAGGGGAGUUUGGGGAAAGGCAUGGACAUCACGGCACGCAGAGGAUACUAUGGCAAAGAAGGAUCAAGAUCAGAUAAGAAGGAAAUCAAGUGCCCCACACCAGGGUGUGAUGGGACAGGUCAUGUGACUGGACUGUACCCACACCACCGCAGCCUUUCUGGGUGCCCACACAAAGAUCGAAUCCCUCCAGAGAUCCUGGCAAUGCAUGAGAACGUACUGAAGUGUCCAACACCUGGAUGCACAGGGCAGGGACACGUCAACAGCAAUCGCAACACACAUCGCAGUCUGUCUGGCUGCCCCAUUGCUGCCGCAGGGAAACAAAAGACCCAGGAAAAGCAGUCACAGCCUCAGACCUCCAUCAGCGAUCCCUCCACUGUAGGUUCUAACUCAGACAGAGUCCUCAGACCGAUGUGUUUUGUGAAACAGCUCGAGAUCCCACAAUAUGGCAGCUUCAGACCCAAUUCAAUGCCAGCCACUCCUAGGGCAAACCUGGCCAAGGAGCUGGAGAAGUAUUCCAAGGUGUCUUUCGACUAUGCAAGCUUCGAUGUGCAGGUGUUUGGCAAGCCAAUGCUUGCCCCCAAAAUGCCCACCAGCGAAACCUUACCUAAAGCCUUCAAACCCUCAUCCCCGAGCCACAGCCUAUCCGGAGGAUACACCAAAAGCAGUUCCUCUUCCACCUCCAGCGGGUACGACUAUACCCACGAUGCUGAAGCUGCUCACAUGGCUGCCACUGCCAUUCUCAACCUGUCCACCCGAUGCUGGGAGAGACCAGAAAACCUCAGUACCAGAGAGCCAGACCAGGGUGACAAGGACACGGACAUUGAGGUGGACGAGAACGGCACAUUGGACCUCAGCAUGAAGAAACCCAAAACGGAUGGAGUGAGAUCACCAGAACCCUCCUCACCUUCGUCGUCAUCUUCUCAACACCACGGUGUCACCUCGCCCCACUCAAGCCACACCUACAAACAAGAAGAGUGGGAGGGGCCUCUGGACUACACCAAGUCAAACCGACAAAAAGAAGAGGAUGAGCCAGAAGAGGUGGAGUACACCAUUCACUCAUAUGCCUCCUCUGAGGUAGAAGAUGAUGAUGCCACUCAGGAGAGCCUAGAGGACAGGAAGUACCCUGGUGAGGUCACUACCUCCAGCUACAAGGUCAAGUUCCAGCCCAAAGACUGCAAGAAAGAAAUCUUGGUAUGUCCCACCCCGGGUUGUGAUGGCAGUGGACAUAUAACCGGGAACUAUGCAUCUCACCGCAGUCUCUCUGGUUGUCCCCUUGCUGAUAAAAGUCUUCGGACCCUCAUGGCUGCCCACACUGCUGAACUCAAAUGUCCUACUCCAGGUUGUGAUGGAUCAGGCCACAUCACUGGAAACUAUGCUUCCCAUAGAAGUCUGUCUGGAUGUCCACGUGCCAAGAAGGGCGGGAUCAAAACCACCCCAACUAAGGAUGACAAGGAAGAUUCAGAGCUGUUAAAGUGCCCAGUGCCAGGUUGUGAUAGUCUGGGGCAUAUCAGUGGGAAAUAUGCCACCCACCGCAGUGCCUAUGGGUGCCCGCUGGCAGCACGCCGGCAGAAAGAGGGCAUGUUAAAUGGCACACCAUUCUCCUGGAAAGCUUUCAAAAGUGAAGGCCCAACCUGCCCCACGCCAGGGUGUGAUGGCUCGGGACAUGCCAAUGGCAGUUUCCUUACUCAUCGCAGUCUAUCAGGGUGCCCUAGAGCUUCGGCAAACAAGAAGAGAGCAAGGUUCCCAGGAGAUGACUACAUAAGCAAAAAAUUCAGGGCAAGUGAUGUGCUUGACAAUGAUGAGGACAUUAAACAGCUGAACAAAGAAAUCAAUGAGUUGAAUGAAUCAAACUCUGAGAUGGAGGCAGACAUGUCCAACCUACACACACAGAUCUCAUCCAUGGAGAAGAACCUCAAGAGCAUGGAGGAGGAGAACAAACUCAUUGAGGAGAAGAAUGAGGCCAUGUUCAUGGAGCUGUCAGGCCUGAGCCAGGCUCUCAUCCGCAGUCUUGCCAACAUCCGUCUACCACAGAUGCAAGAGCCAAUCACCGAACAGAAUUUUGACACUUAUGUGGACACACUGACCCACAUGUUCACCGAUAAAGAGUGCUAUCAGAACCCGGAGAACCGAGCCCUACUUGAGUCCAUCAACCAGGCCGUCAAAGGCAUCGAGGUGUGAGCAGAGGAGCAACGACUGCAAGACACUGUGGGUUGCAUAACCAGACCAACAACAUUAAAAUCCCAUCUAAGGACAUUCAGGUUUUCUAUGCGGCACCUUCUAUGCGGCACCUUCCAAAACGAGGAACCCGUGGAACUCAGAUGAAAGGACCAAAAUCCAAUUCCAAAUUAAGCUGCUUAGCAAUUUCGAGGAGAUACGAUCCUUUGCCUCUUAAACCAAGCUGGCUCUUCUUCUUUUGGGGGUAUUUUUGGAGUAAACCAUUUGGUAAUGUUUUAUAGAGCAACUAUCACCAACACUGAUUUGCCUUUCCUACGUCUCUCAGUGCAUUGGAGGCUGCUGUGAACAAUAAGUCGUGAGAUUUUCUGGUCGUGUGUCUGUGUGUGUGGGGUCGGGGGGUGAGUCCGUAUGUAAGUGUGUGUACCAGAUCGUUUUUAUGUGUACUGUCCGAAGGUGAAUUAAUGAUUAAUGGCCUCCCUCUGCAGAAAUAUGAUUAGUACGUGGCGACACUGCUACAUUUGAACCCUGUAUGAUAAUGUUGUCUCAUAUUUGGUGUAAAUGUGCUCUUGUUCCAUUCAGUAAUAUUUAUAGUAUUUGAGAACAUAGAUUGCACUUCCACGAAUAGUUUGUAGUUUCAUCGUCAUGUGAUUAUUGUAAUUUAUUAUUAUUAUUAUUAUUGCUACCACUAUUUAAAUUGGGUCCUUAAAAUAUACAUUUAAUUUAUUAUUUAUUCAUGUUAAGGUUUAUUUUGUUUAUUUAUUGAUCAGUGUCUAUUUAUGGACUUAAUUUAUUUCACGAAACAAGAUUCUAUACACAGCUUUUAGACGGUUAUAAAGAGGAGAGACAUUGCCCUUCUGUGUUGUGAAAGAGGCAAUAUUUUAAGAAUAUCAACAGCAAAUUGUUUUAUAAACCUUACUAUUUAUUUUAAAGACAGAGAUGUAUAAUCUCUUUUUUAAGUGCAAAUAUUUUCUACCUAACGAUUUUUAUAUUGUUUUUUAAUAUUCUCCUUUAUUUAAUGAGUUCUGUUUUCCAUAAAAGUAUUUUGACGCCCUCCAGAGUGAAGUGGGUUGAACAGAUAUGAUGUAUUUAUUGUUAUUUAUUUAGUAUUUAAGAACAAAUUGAAUGGAGACCUUGUUGCAUAUUUAUUUUGUAAAUGUCUCUGUGUUAGUGGUUGCUGCAUAUGGAUAGUCUUUGCCCAUGUUGUUGAUAAAAUAAAUGGGA
Messenger RNA from Triplophysa dalaica, 4907 nucleotides. It is a transcript of the gene myt1a, whose product is annotated as myelin transcription factor 1a. Gene Ontology annotation, biological process: regulation of transcription by RNA polymerase II. The transcript has 23 exons. The record is from RefSeq and is a predicted model, not a curated record. Gene Ontology annotation, cellular component: nucleus. Gene Ontology annotation, molecular function: DNA-binding transcription factor activity, RNA polymerase II-specific; zinc ion binding; RNA polymerase II cis-regulatory region sequence-specific DNA binding. NCBI's taxonomy places the organism in Eukaryota, Metazoa, Chordata, Actinopteri, Cypriniformes, Nemacheilidae. The coding region runs from base 246 to 3689 and encodes 1147 amino acids.